AUGGUGCACGGACACGGUGACUGGUCUAAGGGACACGGAGACUGGUCCAAGGGACACGGCAACUGGUCCAAGGGGAACGGAGACUGGUCUAAGGGACACGGAGACUGGUCCAAGGGACACGGCAACUGGUCCAAGGGGAACGGAGACUGGUCUAAGGGACACGGAGACUGGUCCAAGGGACACGGCAACUGGUCCAAGGGGAACGGAGACUGGUCUAAGGGACACGGAGACUGGUCUAAGGGACACGGAGACUGGUCCAAGGGACACGGCAACUGGUCCAAGGGGAACGGAGACUGGUCUAAGGGACACGGAGACCGGUCCAAGGGGCACGGAGACUGGUCUAAGGGACACAGAGACUGGUCUAAGGGACACGGAGACUGGUCCAAGGGGCACGGCAACUGGUCCAAGGGGCACGGCAACUGGUCCAAGGGGAACGGAGACUGGUCUAAGGGACACGGAGACUGGUCUAAGGGACACGGCGACUGGUCUAAGGGACACGGAGACUGGUCUAAGGGACACGGUGACUGGUCUAAGGGACACGGAGACUGGUCCAUGGGACACGGCGACUGGUCUAAGGGACACAGAGACUGGUCUAAGGGACACGGAGACUGGUCUAAGGGACACGGCGACUGGUCUAAGGGACACGGAGACUGGUCUAAGGGACACGGUGACUGGUCUAAGGGACACGGAGACUGGUCUAAGGGACACGGAGACUGGUCUAAGGGACACGGUGACUGGUCUAAGGGACACGGCGACUGGUCUAAGGGACACGGAGACUGGUCUAAGGGACACGGAGACUGGUCUAAGGGACACGGUGACUGGUCUAAGGGACACGGAGACUGGUCUAAGGGACACGGAGACUGGUCUAAGGGACACGGUGACUGGUCUAAGGGACACGGAGACUGGUCCAUGGGACACAGCGACUGGUCUAAGGGACACGGUGACCCCAUGAGACUGGUGGUGGACCCCCGGCACCUCCCGCAACUCAUGCUGGAGGAGCCGCAGCCCGCCUCGCUGGGGGCCACCCUGGGGCCGCGCAACUCCACGCCGGCUGGGGGCGAGGGGCCGCAGCAGCACUCCUUCCCCUGGGCGGUGACGCUGCUGGCCGGCGUGCUCAUCACCACCAUCGUGGUGGACGUGGUGGGAAACAUGCUCGUCAUCUUGUCCGUCUUCAGGAACAGGAAACUCAGGAAAACUGGAAACGCCUUCGUGGUGAGCCUGGCGCUGGCCGACCUGCUGGUGGCCAUCUACCCGUACCCGCUGGUGCUGUCGGCCAUCUUCCACGACGGCUGGAUCGCCGGCUACAUCCACUGCCAGAUCAGCGGCUUCCUGAUGGGCCUGAGCGUCAUCGGCUCCAUCUUCAACAUCACGGGCAUCGCCGUCAACCGCUACUGCUUCAUCUGCCACAGCCUGAAGUACGACCGGCUCUUCUCGGGCGCCAACACCGUGGGCUACGUGGCGCUGGUGUGGGCGCUCACCGUCCUGGCCAUCGUGCCCAACUGGUUCGUGGAGUCGCUGCAGUACGACCCGCGCGUCUACUCCUGCACCUUCGCCCAGUCCGUCAGCUCGCUGUACACCAUCGCCGUGGUGGUGGUGCACUUCGUCCUGCCCAUCGCCGUGGUCACCUACUGCUACCUGCGCAUCUGGAUCCUGGUCAUCCGGGUGCGGCGCCGCGUCAAGCCCGACUCGCGGCCCAAGAUCAAGCCGCACGACCUGCGCAACUUCCUCACCAUGUUCGUGGUCUUCGUGCUCUUCGCCGUGUGCUGGGCGCCGCUCAACCUCAUCGGCCUGGCGGUGGCGCUGGAACCCGGGCUGGGCCGCGCCAUCCCGGAGUGGCUCUUCACCGCCAGCUACUUCAUGGCCUACUUCAACAGCUGCCUCAACGCCGUCGUCUACGGCGCCCUGAACCACAACUUCAGGAAGGAGUACAAGCGCAUCGUCCUCAUCAUCUUCAGGUUCCACUGCUGA
This is a messenger RNA of Entelurus aequoreus (snake pipefish), 1968 nucleotides long. RefSeq names its product 5-hydroxytryptamine receptor 7-like. The record is from RefSeq and is a predicted model, not a curated record. Gene Ontology annotation, biological process: G protein-coupled receptor signaling pathway. Lineage: Eukaryota; Metazoa; Chordata; Actinopteri; Syngnathiformes; Syngnathidae. Gene Ontology annotation, molecular function: melatonin receptor activity. Gene Ontology annotation, cellular component: membrane. The coding region runs from base 1 to 1968 and encodes 655 amino acids. The transcript has 2 exons.